This is a messenger RNA of Mytilus californianus (California mussel), 1701 nucleotides long. Its product is annotated as transmembrane protein 26-like. NCBI's taxonomy places the organism in Eukaryota, Metazoa, Mollusca, Bivalvia, Mytilida, Mytilidae. Bases 324 to 1517 code for a protein of 397 amino acids. The record is from RefSeq and is a predicted model, not a curated record. The transcript is spliced from 3 exons.
UCUAGUGUCUUCGUGUGUACUCCGAUAAGCUCAAAAAAAUUUGGAGAAGUGAAUGAUGGAUAAAUUAAACAUUUACCUGCAAUAAGUAAUCAUAUUUUGAAAAUGUAAUUUAAUGACACAAUAAAAGAUCUCAAGUUAAUUCUAAUGACAUUUUAAUCUCAUUGGUGUACGACAACAAAAAGUUAAAUGCAGUGAACUUUUUUAGGAAAACAUGCAUAAAUUUUAUGGUGAUUUUGAAUGAAGUCAAGCGUAUAUAUAAAUGUAUAUUUUGCCAAUUCAUACAUACAAUCACUGACAAUCAUAUUUGACAAGACAGGUUAAAGAUGGUCAUAAUCUGGAGUGUAGUAGAAGCUGUUUUCGUUCGAUCUUUACUAUUUAUUCACAGUUUUUUGUGUAUUUGGAGAACUGUUGAUGUACAGGGAAAUAGUUUGUUUUGGUGUCUUGGACUUGGAAAUAUUUUACACAUAAUAGAACUUGAACAUAGAAUUUUGAAAAAGAGAGGACAAGAAGACAAAUGGUUUUGUCUCUGCUUUUUCAUCCACCUAUGCAACACCGUUCCCGCCAUUUGGCUGUUGGAAAUCGAUCGUCUGGAAAGGUCAUCGUCGUUUACAGUAAACAACAACACAGUAACAACUCCAGCUACAAAUACCAGUGACAACUCACAGGAAGAAGCACUGUCCGCCAUUGAAGGGAUAACCAUUCCGGUAAAGCUUGAUGCAGAUACAUGGGCUUCAGUUUUAGAACAAGGAUUUCUAUUUAUUCUGAUAUUAGGUCGAUGGAUGUUGCCACGCGGGAAACUUACACGUGAUCAACUGUCACAGCUCUUAUUUGUAUAUAUAGGUUCCGGCUCAGACGUCAUGGAACUUUUCAUUAUUUUUGAAGAAAAAGAAAUUAGAGCCGAUAAAACAUUUAGUUAUGCAAUUUUAACGGUUUGGACGUUCAGCUUAUUACAGUUUACGCUCGUCUUAACCUCCACAAAGAAGCAACGCGGUGGUAAUAUCGAUGGGGAAGAUCCGGACGACGACGACGACGACGACUGGACAACGUCUCAAAGAGCACCGGCAAGAUGUUGCGCAAAAUUGGUGGAGAUGGAAAUAUGGAGUCUAUUUGUGGCAAUCGUUUUACAAGACGGUCCAUACUUAACCGUACGGUUGUGUGCAAUAUUUGUGAAAAAAGUGCUGAGUUAUGGUGUCAUAUUUUUCGCUCUUAAAAAUUGCCUCAUGAUAAUGAUGCUAUUUUAUAGGGUUGGUGUUGUGGGAACUCACAAGAAAGAACUCGAGGAAAAAGCCAAAGAGAAAGAAAGGAUUGCAGAAAAGGAGUUAGACAAGAAAAUAAGUGACAAUCGAAAGAUCAAGCAUCAAAAUUCUCGAGAAAACCAACGGGACAAUAAAGUGCGCAAAUAUGGAAGAGGACAUAGUGGAUCUCCACCAAACUAUUGGUCCCAUCCCGAUUAUUUUUAUCAGUCUCCUUUCGGGGUUGGACGUGCAAACUAUGGAUAUAAUGCAGGCUAUUAUUAGUUUAAUGACUAUUUAUCAAUUUAUAAAUAGCCAUCUAAGGGAAAACACACAAAAAGACGUCCCUGACUGAAAACAUUGUCCACCCAGUAAAAUAAAAAAAUGCGACUGUUGUAUGUAUGUGAAACACAAAGAGAGAAUAUAUCAUGCCAAUGCAGAAAUAUUGAUAUAAAUAUUCUGAAAUGCA